AUGUUAAUGAGUAAGGAGGUUUUAGUAUGGAGUAUGGAUCAUUUGUUAUACUGUGACUACGCUUUUGACUACUGGGGAAAAGGAACAGCGGUCACCGUCACAUCAGCGACUUCUAAGGGUCCAGAUGUAUUUCCUCUGAUGCCAUGUGGUUCUGGUAGUGGAGACACAGUCACCCUUGGGUGUCUUGCCACCGGAUUUACUCCCUCCACGCUGACUUUCUCGUGGAAUCAGGACGGCUCAUCUUUGACUGACUUCAUUCAGUACCCUCCAAUUCAAAAAGGCAGCGAAUAUAUGGGAAUCAGUCAAAUCCGAGUCAAGAGACAGGACUGGGAAGCAAGAAAACUAUUCCAAUGUGCCGUAGAACACGCUGAGGGAAAAGGACAGGUUCCUUUCGUCAAGCCAAACAUGCAUUAUCAGUUGCCAGAUCUUAAACUGUGUUCAUCCUCUGUUGAGGGAACACACGAGGCUUCCUUCUCCUGCUUUGCCAAAGAUUUUUCUCCAAAUAAAUUUGAGUUCAAAUGGCUGAAAGAUGGCAGAAAAAUCAACAGCACAGUAGAAGAGAUCGUUACACAGUCUGGACAAAGGAAGUUCACCAAUGGAACGGUACUGUACAGUGCAGCAAGUUUGCUCACCGUAAAGACCAGUGAAUUAAUCACUGGAGCAAAAUUCACAUGCCAGUUCAAUGGGAAAGGGGAAAAUAACACACAAAGUCAGGUGACUAAUGAUGUGACCUACAAAGAGUGUUCAACAGGUGGUGAUGGGUGUCCCAACUCAGAUGUGGAAGUAAAAAUCAUUGAACCCACAAGUCAGGACAUGUUAAUUAAGAAAAAAGGAUCCCUCAUAUGUCAGGCCACAGUAUCCAGAGGUAAACUUGAGAGGAUUGUGUGGGAGGAUGUGCAUGGAAAAGAACUGGUCUCCAUCAAUACAACAACUAGCAAAGUAUUCAAAGCUGUUCUGGAUAUCAGCUACGAGGAAUGGGUUAAAGGAAUCGAACGUAUCUGCAUUGUGCAUAACGAUGCCUGGUUUGAGCCACUGAAGAAACCUUACAAAAGGCAGAAUGGAGAACCUCUGCGUCCUUCCGUGUUUAUGUUGCCUCCGCUAGAACAUACUAAAAAAGACAUGGUGGUCCUGACUUGCUAUGUGAAAGACUUCUACCCUCACGAUGUUUUCGUUUCUUGGUCUGUUGAUGAUGAAGAAGCAGGCUCAAGUUUCAGGCCCAAUACCACGGCCCCCAUCGAAAAUGAUGGAUUGUAUUCUGUUUACAGCCAGAUAACCCUCAGCCUUGAGCAGUGGCAACAGCCCGAUCAGGUGUAUAGCUGUGCUGUUUACCACCAAGCUAUUGUAAACUCCAAUAACGCCAUUGUCAGAUCUAUUGGAUACAGAACAUUUGCAAAUACCAACAUGGUCAACCUGAACUUGAACGUCCCUGAAACGUGCAAGGCCGAGUAG
Menidia menidia (Atlantic silverside) is the source of this 1449-nucleotide messenger RNA. The record is from the annotation of a GenBank genome assembly. Lineage: Eukaryota; Metazoa; Chordata; Actinopteri; Atheriniformes; Atherinopsidae.